AAGUAGAUUCGUGAAGUCGCUUGUACUGAGUGUUGCAUAGGAAGCCACAAACUCGGAGCACCUUCACUCCCCACGCAUCAUGGCUUUUCGCUUAGCCCUGAGUUGCUUUCUACUGACUUGCGUUGGCGUCUGCUUCGCGACUUUCGGAACUGAACAUGUGCACAUCCGAGUCCAUAUUCCUGAACCACAUCAUUCUUCAAAAGAAGUAGUAGUUCAUGAACAUCAUGAAGAACACGGAAGUGGAGGCGGCGGGGGAGGCUACGGAGGUGGACAUGGAGGUGGAUUUGCAGAACAUUUACACGGUGGAUUUGUUGAUCAUAUAAAAGGUCACGGUGGAUUCGGCGGCCAUGGAGGUGGAUCCGGCGGCCAUGGAGGUGGAUCCGGAGGCUACGGCGGUGGUGGUGGCGGAGGCGGACACGGAGGUCACGACUUUGGCGGACAUGGAGGACUAGACUUAGGUGGUCACGGUGGAUUAGAUCUUGGUGGACACGGAGGACUAGAACUUGGUGGACACGAUAUCGGACAUAGUACGACUAAUGAUCUCGGAGGCGGCUAUGACUUAGGCGGGCAUGGUGGCAGUUUCAGCGGGGGUCACGGGAGUGGAAUUGGCGGGGGUCAUGGAGGAUUCAGCGGAGGUCAUGAGUUAAUCGCCAUCAGUGGCGGUCAUGAUGAUGGAUUUGGCGACGGUCAUGGCGGUGGUUUCGGCGGCGGUCAUGGCGGUGGAUUUGGCGGCGGUCAUGGCGGUGGGUUCGGCGGCGGUCACGGCGGCGGUCAUAGUGGUGGAUUGGGUGGUGGAUUCGGCGGUGGUCAUGGCGGUGGAUUCGAAGGCGGUCAUGGCGGUGGAUUCGAAGGCGGUCAUGGCGGUGGAUUCGGAGACGGUCAUGGCGGCGGAUUCGGAGGCGCUCACGGCGGUGGAUUCGGCGGUGGUCAUGGCGGUGGAUUCGGAGGCGGUCAUGACGGUGGAUUUGGAGGCGGUCAUGGCGGUGGAUUCGGCGGAGGUCAUGGUGGUGGAUUUGGCGGCGGACAUGGAGGUGGAUUUGAGGGUGGCCAUGGAGGUGGACACAGUGGUGGAUUCGGAGGGCUCGACCACGGCGUUGAAAGUUUCGGGGGUAGUCACGCUGCUGGUGGUUUUUCAUCAAGUGGUCAUGACAGCUAUGGCAGUAGCGGAGGACAUGACAGUCACGGAUCCGGUAUAGGCGUUGGAUCUGGUGGUGGUUUUGGCGGUCAUGGAGGUGGAGGUCACGACAGUUACUCCACAAUAGCCAGCUUUGACUCCUAUAGCGCCGGAGGACACGGAGGCGAUAGCUAUAGCCUCGGAGGAGGCGGGGGCGGUGGUCAUGGCGGUGGUUUUGGAGAUCACGGAGGAGACAGCUACAGUAUCUUAGGAGGAGGAGGAGGAGGAGAUGGUCACGGUGGUAGUUUCGAUAGCCAUGGAGGAGAUAGUUAUAGCCUUGGAGGAGGAGGAGGUGGAGGUGGUCAUGGUAGUGACUUCGGAGGCCAUGGAGGAGAUAGUUACAGUCUUGGAGGAGGAGGCGGUCACGGCGGAGGUUUCGGAGGAGGUUACAGCUUAUCUAAUGUCGGAGGUGGACACAGUCAUGGCAGUUUUGGGGGUGACAGCUAUACGAACGCAAUAGCCGCAGGCCAUGGAGGGGGGCCUUAUCAUAAAAAAAAGUAAGCCUACGUAGAGAUAAGGCAGUCAACUAAGUCAUAGUUUUUCUAUUUUCUAAUUCAUAAGGACGUAUAUUCUUCGUUCAGCCUUAAUAGUACAACCACUAGGUAUUUGUAAAUAGAUUUAAAUCUAAGUUAUUAAAUUGUUGUUUUUAUUGAGUAAAUGUUAUAAUAUA
Molecule: messenger RNA, 1844 nt
Organism: Bombyx mori (domestic silkworm)
Lineage: Eukaryota; Metazoa; Arthropoda; Insecta; Lepidoptera; Bombycidae
Exons: 3
Coding region: 80-1675 (531 amino acids)
Source: RefSeq, a predicted model, not a curated record